AUGCAGCAUGUGUGUCAGUGUGCAUAUGCGAGUUCCGGUCUUCACUCCUUGACUGCCGUCUUUAGCGUGCAUACGUUUGGUAGAAAGUUUACUUUGGAUUUGGAACUAAACAGGGGUUUGUUCGCUCAGGGGUAUAAGGAAGUGCAUUUCAAAGCUAAUGGUGAAAGAGUUGUUCAGACACAUGUUGAUCACUGUUAUUACCAUGGCUCUGUAAGGGGCAUGUCCGACUCACAUGUAGCACUCUCUACUUGUCACGGUUUAAAAGGUAGUUUCGGCUAUGGACUUGAUUCUGACACUCACUUUUAUGUCGAACCUCUGACUGAAGGCUCAGCAGAAGAUGGUCAUUUCCAUGCCGUAUACAGAGGCAGUGACUUGUCGGAUGCAAAUGUGACUGCAACUUGUGGUGUUGGUAACACUAGUCAUAGCUUUAGUAGUCAUCGUAUUGUGCAAGAAGUGAGGAAAAAAUUUUCUCGGAUUGAAAGAGAUGUGCACACUGAGACAAAAUAUAUUGAACUGCUCAUUGUCAAUGAUUAUCGUCAGUUUGUGCAACGUCGUACUGUAGCUGCUACAGGAGAUCGAGCCAAACGUAUUGCUAAUUUUGUAGACUCGGUUUACAAGGCAUUGAACACUCGCGUAGCUUUGGUGGCAGUCGAGACUUGGAACAAUGGUGACAAAAGCACCAUCACAUCCAGUCCUGACACAACUCUUGACAACUUUAACGAAUACAAGAAAAACACUCUUCGAAGUGUUUACAACCAUGAUAUUGCAGAGCUACUAACGAACAUUGACUUUCAGGGCUCGACUGUUGGAUUGGCUCCAGUUAAGGGCAUUUGUACUGCUGGUAGAUCAAGUGGUAUUAAUCAGGAUACCAGCACUGUGGAUAGUGUUGCUGCCAUUAUGGCACACGAAAUGGGACAUAAUCUUGGAAUGGCACACGACGAUGGACGAAGCUGUACAUGUUCACAAUCAAACGGACAAGGUUGCAUUAUGGCUGCAGUGAGUGGUCCGACUCCUUCAACCAAGUGGUCUUCGUGUAGCGCCUCAGAUUUGAGAGAUGCACUGGACGAUGGCAUAGGGACUUGCCUUUUUAAUACACCUACUCAGCUGUUUGGUGAUCCUGUGUGUGGCAAUGGAUUCAUAGAGAAUGGAGAGGAAUGUGACUGUGGUUCAAAUGCGGAGUGCGCCCUGAAUGAUCCUUGCUGCACCCCAGGAACUUGCAAAUUGAAGUCAACAUCACACUGCAGCACUGGAGAAUGCUGUGAUAAGUGCAAGUUUAAGUCGGCCGGCAGUGUGUGUCGUCAGUCUGUCAACGACUGCGAUCUAGAAGAACACUGUGUUGGCAAUUCGAAGGACUGUCCAGAGAAUUUGUACAAGCAAGAUGGAAUUACGUGUGACAACAACAAUGCGUACUGCUACGAUGGCCAGUGUAAUACUCUUGAUAAACAAUGCAAGUAUCUUUGGGGCUCUGGUGCAUCUGUUGCAAAUGAUGUGUGUUAUGAUACGGCCAACAAACGAGGUGAUCCGUAUGGACAUUGUGGUGUUACACCGUCCAAUGUCUAUAGAAAGUGUUCAACAAGUAAUGUUCAAUGUGGUUUGCUGCAAUGUCAAGGAGGUGGACGGUUUCCAGUUCUUGGAGGCGGAGCCACAACAAGAACGAUUCAGUACACAAUUAAUCGGCAGGUGUAUACAUGCCAGGGUGCUUCGGUUGAUCUCGGAGAUGAUGCUCGUGAUCCAGGCUUGGUAAAUGAUGGAACAAAGUGUGGAGAUAAGAAGAUUUGUAUCUCACAUGUUUGCACUGAUAUUGCGUCUCGGAAUAUACCCGCUUGUCCAAGAGGAUCUAAUAGGCAAAUCUGUUCAGGAAAUGGGGUGUGUAACAACCUCAAUAAAUGCUCAUGCAAUAAUGGAUAUUUGCCUCCUACAUGUGCAAGCAAGGGAACCGGCUUUGCAAUUGAUGGACAGUGGGGUUCGUGGUCUCGUUGGUCAUCGUGUAGUCGUAGUUGUGACGGAGGUGUCAGGUCUCGCUCUCGUUUCUGUGACAAUCCUUCUCCCAGCAGUGGUGGUCAGUCGUGUUCAGGCUCUAGGACAAGCCGAGAAUCUUGCAACACAAUAGCAUGUCCCAGGAUUGUUGAUGGGGUAUGGAGCAGUUGGAGCAGCUGGUCUGCUUGUAGUAAGACGUGUAAUUCUGGUAUUCAGUAUCGUUCCCGCAGCUGUACAAACCCUUCUCCACAAAAUGGUGGGGCUCCAUGCUCAGGGAGAGCAACAUCAUCACAAACUUGUAACAGUCGAGGUUGCCCAGUCAAUGGUGGCUGGAGUGGUUGGAACUCAUGGUCUGCAUGUUCAAGAACAUGUAAUACUGGAAGCAGAACUCGUACUCGCAAUUGUGACAAUCCUCUUCCUCGAAAUGGAGGCAGUAGUUGCACAGGCAGUUCAUCACAGCGUCAGUCGUGCAACAGGCAGUCUUGCGUAGUUGUGACGAAUGGACAGUGGAGUACAUGGUCAAGAUGGCUCCCAUGUACAGCAUCAUGUGGUUCAGGCACUCAGUCACGUUCUAGACAAUGCAACAACCCACCACCUCAGAACGGUGGGACACGAUGCCGUGGCAGUUCCACAGGUCAACGAUCUUGCCACGGAGCAAGGUGUCCAAGAAAUGGUGGCUGGAGUACUUGGGAGAAGUGGAGUUCUUGUCCUGUAUCUUGUGGUGGUGGCUAUAGAAUACGUACUCGAGCUUGCACCAAUCCGUUUCCUCAGUUUGGUGGUGCAGUAUGCCCUAACGCUGAUGCUAUACAGCGCUCACUGUGCAAUACGGCAAACUGCAAUUUAGUCAACGGUGGCUGGAAUGUUUGGAAGUCGUGGAGUACAUGCUCUAAGUCAUGUGACACUGGAACACGGUCGCGAACUCGUCAGUGUGACAACCCUAGACCUCAGAAUGGUGGAAGCAAUUGCAAUGGCAGGUCGGGUCAGAGACAGUAUUGCAACACUCAGUCAUGUCCAGUUGUAGAUGGGCAGUGGAGUAGGUGGUCAGAAUGGUCAGAAUGUUCGAAUUCAUGUGGACAGGGUACUCAGACACGCUCACGAAGGUGUGACAGUCCGGCACCAAGUAAUGGUGGCUCGACAUGCAGAGGCAAGAACACAGACACUCUGUCAUGUAUGGGAACACAAUGUUCACCUUGGACUUCUUGGUCACAAUGGUCUAUUUGUGAUGCAAGCAAUUGCACAAAGUCUCGCUCCAGGACAUGCAACCUGCUAACAGACGAUUGUGCAGGAUCAGCUCUGCUCCACACCACAUGCACACAAGCAGAAUGCGCCGAAAGCCACAACAGGACGUAUAAUCCGGAGACAGGGAAGGCUGGUGGUGGCAAUACUGGAGCUAUUGCUGGUGGUAUUGUAGCAGUGUUGGUCAUCAUAGCAAUUGUUGCUGUGAUUGUCUACUUUGUUCGAAGAAAGUCUUCUGGUACCACAACAACCGACUACUACAGCAGCUAUGCACCUGCCAAGACAGAUGACGACCCCAGAUACAUCAGUCACACUGGAUUUCAACCUCCGCCUCUACAUUCAGCCUCUUCACAGGAGAGGCUAAUAGGUGACGACAUAGACACAACAACAGACACUUUUGUUGACAAUCCAUCAUCAACUUCAACUCCAUCAGCACCCAAACGCAUGGCACCUAGACUGCCACCAAGUGCUCCAAUGGGUCAACCCUCUUAUUCUUCACAGUCCGCUCAUAGGGGUCCAUCUCGACCUGCACCUCCUAAGCUGCCAGUAAAGCCUUCAGCUCAAGCUCCUCAAAAACCCAUGAAACCUCCAGUUAAACCAGCGGCGCCUACAGAUGUUUCAGUUGGAAGAUCUUUUGUUUUACCACAGUCGGGUGACAGUAGCAAGUCUACUGAUGUGCACGAGAGGGUUAAACCUGCAGGAGCAGUGCCACUCCUUCCAGGUAUCAACCCGUCUCAAGGAGCACUCAAGAAAGCGAUGAAGCCUCCUAAACAGUGGCCUCCAAAUUGAACGAGUUGUGCAUGACAACGAUUGCAUUUGAACAGUAUGUAUGAGUUUGGGAUUCCGUUUCUUUAUUGAUCUCCUUAGUGUAGAAUUUCUUGAAUUCAAUUUGAAGUUACUAUAGAUAGUUGAUGUUUUGGAAGUCAUAGUUUUGACAAGAAUUGGAGAGGAUUUGGUGAGUAGACAAGACAUCUGUCUAGAAAAUUUACGAAUUGCAUUGCAUAUUUCAUAUUUUUAGUGAUACAAUGUGAUUUGAUCAUUUCA
Messenger RNA from Corticium candelabrum, 4257 nucleotides. Its product is annotated as SCO-spondin-like. Gene Ontology annotation, molecular function: metalloendopeptidase activity. The coding region runs from base 1 to 4002 and encodes 1333 amino acids. NCBI's taxonomy places the organism in Eukaryota, Metazoa, Porifera, Homoscleromorpha, Homosclerophorida, Plakinidae. Gene Ontology annotation, biological process: proteolysis. The record is from RefSeq and is a predicted model, not a curated record. The transcript has 36 exons.